Messenger RNA from Ostreococcus lucimarinus CCE9901, 870 nucleotides. RefSeq lists its product with no specific name. The record is from RefSeq and is a predicted model, not a curated record. Lineage: Eukaryota; Viridiplantae; Chlorophyta; Mamiellophyceae; Mamiellales; Bathycoccaceae. The transcript has a single exon. Bases 1 to 870 code for a protein of 289 amino acids.
AUGUCCGCGUGGACGUCCCCGCUCGAGCUCGGGGACGACGGGCACGAUUUCGCGCGCACGCGCAUCGACGAACGGCUCGAGCGCGCGCUCGCGGGACGUCGCGGGACGUACGCGCGGAAAUCUCUCGCGCGCGCCUUCGUCGCGGACGCGCGCGAGGGCGCUCCGCGCGCGGCGCCGCGCGUCGUCGUCGUCGCCGUGGACAGCGAAGCGGGACGAGAGAUCGCGCGCGCCGUCGUCCGAGGGACGCGAGGAAAGAAGUACGGCGCGGUGCUGAGCGCGGAUGCGGAUUGCGGCGAGGCGGCGCUCGGCGCGGAGGACGGCGACGACGCGUGGACGACGCUGUACGAAAGCGGCGAGGGCGCGCCUCGAGUGGUGAUAGCGGAGACGCUGAAGGACAUAUCGCCGACCGGCGCGCGGGCGUGGGCGCGAGAGACGCUGCGGGCGUGUGGGUGCGAGGAGGGGGGGGAGACGAAGGUGCUCGCGUUGACGUCGUGUUCGGAACACGAGACGAGCGAGGCGGAGAUGUCGCUCGGGGCGAUCGAUCGCGUGGUGGCGUACGCGUUGGAUACAACUAGAGUUCGCAUGGAUCGCGAUGGGGCGUGGCCGGCGUCGCCGCGACCGUUACCGGUGGGACUGUUGCUGCGAUCGAACGGCGCGGCGGCCAUCGCGAGCGCGUGCGAGGCGCUCGGCGUCGCCGCGCGCGUGAUUGCGAUUCCAGAGAGCGAACCCGUGCGCGUGAUCCACGGCGGCGCGGACGUGGGCGCGUCACGAGAGGCGGCGGCGCACGCGAGCGCACUCGUUGGGUGCGCGGUGGAGUGCGAGUUCAAGCCGCGAAUGGCGCCGACUCGCGCGGAAAACUUGUACGCGUAG